Molecule: messenger RNA, 3574 nt
Organism: Scomber scombrus (Atlantic mackerel)
Lineage: Eukaryota; Metazoa; Chordata; Actinopteri; Scombriformes; Scombridae
Gene: ppp6r2b
Product: protein phosphatase 6, regulatory subunit 2b
Exons: 25
Coding region: 416-3202 (928 amino acids)
Cellular component (GO): nucleus; cytosol
Molecular function (GO): protein phosphatase binding; protein phosphatase regulator activity
Source: RefSeq, a predicted model, not a curated record
AGUUGAAGUGUAAUUUGGACAGUGUCAACACAGCCGCUCAGCUCAGCAGGCCAGCCACCGUGUAGCGGCGGCGUGUAAAUGACAUUGCAACCGGGGAAAGGGUAUCGUUAAGCUAACAACGCAGUCAUGAACAGCCAGCUACGGGCCUCCGGGUGACCUGACAGCCACAGCACAGUCGCCGAGUUGCCGUAUAGUUAGAUGACGACCGAGAAAAACGAUGGAUAAAAGGUUGAAGGCAUCCUCUCUUGAUUUAGCUUGUCUGGUGUUAGUAUGAGUGAAGUAGGUGUUUGUGUAUUCACUGUGUGAAUUUGUCCAGGCCAUGCAAUGUCAGUAAGGUAAAUGGCUGUUUAGCAAGAUCUGACUGAGGAUACCACUCCUUGUCUAAAUCUAAGUGUAUGUGCCGGUGACGUCAGCCAUGUUUUGGAAGUUUGACUUACACACAUCGUCUCAUCUGGAAGCUUUACUGGACAAGGAGGAUGUCACGCUUGCUGAGCUCAUGGAUGAGGAAGAUGUGCUGCAAGAGUGCAAAGCCCAGAAUAGGAGACUUCUCCUGUUCUUGUGCCAGGACCAGUGCAUGCAGGAGCUGGUCCACAUGAUUACUACAGAGCCCCCUGCUGGUAUAGAGGACAUCAAGCGCUUUAAGUAUCCAAAUAUAGCAUGUGAGCUGUUGACAUGUGAUGUGGGAGUGAUCAAUGAUAAGCUGGGUAAUGAGGAGCCUCUGCUGGAAAGUCUGUAUGCCUUCCUGGAGCAACCAUCCCCACUUAAUCCCCUCCUGGCAUCUUUCUUCAGCAAGACAAUUGGGAACCUCAUCACUCGGAAGACUGAGCAGGUGAUCAAUUUCCUGCGACGAAAGGAGGGAUUCCUUUCUUUGGUUCUGAAGCAUAUUGACACAUCGGCCAUGAUGGAUGUGCUCCUACGACUCAUCAGCUGUGUGGAGCCACCCCCUCUUCGUCUUGAGACUCUUACUUGGUUGAAUGAAGAGAAGCUGGCCCAAAGACUCAUAGAGCUCAUUCAUCCUGAGAGAGAUGAAGAGAGGCAGUCCAAUGCAUCUCAGACUUUGUGUGACAUCAUUCGUCUGAGCAGAGACCAGGCCAAUCAGUUCCAAGAGAUGUCACAGCCUGAUCCUCUGCUGACUGUGCUGGAAUCGCAGGAGUGUGUGGAGCAGUUGUUGCAGAAUAUGUUCUCAGGAGAGAGGACUGAGAGCUGUAUCGCCAAUGGAAUUCAAGUUCUUCUGACAUUAUUGGAAAUCCGGAGGCCUGUCGUGGAUGGUGUAAUGGAUGCUCAGGGAUUUGAGAGAAGUUACACUGUUAACAGCAGCAUUCUGCUGGCCAUUCAGCCACACCUGGUACACUUCCACCAGCUGCUUCUGGAGCCACCUAAGCGAAGUCCUAUGCUGACAACUCUGGGUGUGCUGGAGGAACCGUUGGGGAACACACGGCUGCAUGUAGCCAGACUGGUGGCCUCUCUGCUGUAUACCAGCUCUGCUAGCCAUGCAGUUGUAGCACAGGAACUCUGCCGGCUCAAUACAAUGGACCUGCUUCUGGACUUGUUCUUCAAGUACACAUGGAACAACUUCCUGCACCUCCAAGUGGAGCUCUGUGUUGCUGCCAUCCUCCGGCCCUGCGCCCAUGAAAUGAGACUUCAGCCUGGCUUGGGAUCCCAGGAAAAAUUCCAGCCUCUUCAGGAUGUGUUGCAAGAGCAGACUUUGACUGACACGCAGACUUCUGAAACUCCAGUCACCUCUGAAAACUCUGCACACAAUUUAAUGGUGACCCAUUUGUUUCAGCACUGCCACCUUGUCCAGAGGAUUUUACAGGCUUGGGAGGAGAAUGAUAAAACACAGUCAGAAGGUGGUAUGAGAAGAGGCUACAUGGGACAUCUGACCAGGAUUGCCAACACAGUAGUCCACAACCUAGAGAAAGGCCCAGUCCAUGCCCAGAUUAGUAGCCUCAUCACAGAACUGCCAGAUGACUACAGAGGGCGCUGGGAAACCUUUGUGGACCAGACCCUGUCAGAGACCAAUAGGAAAAACACCAUAGAUCUGGUUGGCAGUGGAAACCCACGCCCUUCCUCAGAGGAUGAUAUGGAGAGCCCCUUCCCUAAAGAACUGACAAUACAGCAGGCAUUUUCAGACUACCAGAUCCAGCAGAUGACUGCUAACUUUGUAGAUCAGUUUGGCUUCAAUGAUGAGGAAUUCACUGAUCACGACAACAGCAUUGGAGCAACGUUUGAGCGGAUUGCAGAGAUCAAUAUCAACAUUGAUGCAGGCCAGGACAGCAGAAAUACAGCUGUGUUUGAGGCCUGUUCCAAGGAGAGGAUUCAGCCCUUUGAUGAUGAUGAAGAGGACAUCUGGGAGGAGAAAGAGAUCAACUAUGCAACACAAACAAAAUCCCGUAACAGGUUUGGUGGGUCACAGUCUCAGAGCCACACAAGUACGGCCUCUGAUAGGACAACAGGUUCUGGAACUGAGGCCUCUGACAGGGCAGCAGACUCAGACUCUGAGGAAGAAGAGGAGCCUAAAGAUGACCUGGAUCCUUUCUCAAGCCAGUGUGGCCACACUGAGACAACAAAGAGCACUGGCUGGAUCGCAGACUUUGGGGAGGUGAACUCAAAGGCUCCCGCAGCAGGUGUGGGAUUCGCAGCCUGGGACACUUCAUUCUCCCAGCCAGCUGCCACAGAGGCAGAGGAGAAGGGCUGGGCCAAGUUCACAGACUUCCAGCCUUUCUGUUGCUCUGAAACAGGUCCUAGAUGCAGUUCUCCUGUGGACUCAGAGCUCAGCGGAUCAGACAGCACCAAACCAAACCAGAACCCCUGUGUGUGGAGUGUGUGUGUGGCAAGAAAAGCUCCACUUGUGGCAUCAGACAGCUCCUCUUCCAGCAGCUCAGACAGUGAUGAAGAAGAGAGCAAGACAGAGUCUGCAUCCACUGAGACCAUCACCACAGAGACCAUCACCACAGGUGCUGGCAAGGAGACCAUCCGACUCACUGUGGACGCCAAAAAUGAGAGGGCAGUAUUCACCAGCGAAGCAGAUAAGGUGCCAGUAGAGGGACUCUCCGUCAAAGACAAAGGGAAAGGCAAUGAGAAAGACAGUGAAAAGGGAAAGAAACAUGGAGACUUUCCCAGCCCAACUACAGCCAGUCCAACCAACCAGUCGGCUGCUGUCACACAAGAGACGCAGCCCUCUGCCAAUGGACCAGCCUAACAACGCGGUACAGGCACACACACACACAUGCUCAUCACCUGCCCAUUCAAGACACAUGCCACCUUUGCUUCCUGUUAGCAGUCCCCUUAUGCCUUUUUUGUGUCUGAAGACAUGCAAGCGAAAUGGGAGAUCCUCCAUGUUGAGAUCAGACAGCCCUCAACAGUAUGUAUGUUGGAUACCACAAAAGUACUCAUGGGUACUAUUGAUGUCUCCACUGCGCCUCCAUGACAUAAUCACAACUGAACCGCUUCAAAGAGAAAUGUGUGUUUUUAAAGAACAUUUCAUCAUGCCAGACCCCCAAAUGCCAAAUUGUGUCACACAUGAACUAUUUGAACUUGGGAAAUUUAAAAAAAAAAAAAAAAAACUAUAUAA